Molecule: messenger RNA, 500 nt
Organism: Odobenus rosmarus divergens (Pacific walrus)
Lineage: Eukaryota; Metazoa; Chordata; Mammalia; Carnivora; Odobenidae
Gene: ANAPC13
Product: anaphase promoting complex subunit 13
Exons: 2
Coding region: 21-245 (74 amino acids)
Source: RefSeq, a predicted model, not a curated record
AAGAUCAAAGCUGCAGGAGAAUGGACAGUGAGGUACAGAGAGAUGGAAGGAUCUUGGACUUGAUUGACGAUGCUUGGCGAGAAGACAAGCUACCAUAUGAGGAUGUUGCAAUACCACUGAAUGAGCUUCCUGAACCUGAACAGGACAACGGUGGCACCACAGAAUCUGUUAAAGAACAAGAAAUGAAGUGGACCGACUUGGCCUUACAGUAUCUCCAUGAGAAUGUUCCCCCUAUAGGAAACUAACACCUGGCUCCUUCUUCAUGGACAGAUUUUUGAAAAAUACAUAGAUACAAAAUGUUUUCUUUCAUCUCCUCAUUCAGAUCUUGAAGUGGUACAUCUACACUCAAAAAUGUACACCCACCUAGUUUUUGUGACAGCAGAAUGCAGUGUGGAAAUACCAGAAUGAGGAAUUGAUUGAGAUUUCUCAGGAAUGCCGAGUAUUUGGCCCUUUGAACCAAAAGUUCUUCAUUCACUAGCUUGUGUUUGAAUGUGACUGGU